AUGAGCACAUCGUUGUCGGUUGAGGAACGGAUCAACGUUCAUACGCGUGAUGAAAUUUACUCGAAUGAUUCAUAUCCGGAUUCGUUGGAGUAUAGACAAACACCUGAGUUUCAACUUGAACGUAAUAUUUUGCGAUUGCAAGAACUGGAUUUGAGAAAACGAGAGCCAGUUCUGCUUAGAUGUUGUCCGUUGCAAAGAGGGGCAUUUAAAGAUCUGACGAGUGUGAUUCGAACUUCUGGUCUUCAUGAGUUGACAGAGGCUCGACGAGCAUUGCCGACAUCGAUGGAAUCCGAUACGGAUGUGGUUCGAUACGAUUUUGCUUCAGCGAGUGGACGACCAACAAAAAUUCUGCUAAAAAAUUCACCAAUUUUUCACGCUCAAUGGAGAGUUCUAACACCGAUGAAAAAAAUUCAAAUGCAAAAAUUGGAUGUGGAAUGCAUAAAGCCAGAAUUGAUAGUUUCACAAGUAGAUCCGUUCACUGCAGAACAAUGGCGAAUGCGAUGGGAGAAUGUUGCGCUGAGGAUAUCGCACGGUGUUCACAGUGCCUUCAAUCAACUGAUUAUCACAGCAAAUAAUUUCAUAACAAUUCAGCAUUUAUCAGCGCAUGUUGCAUAUGCCAGACGUUUCAAUACGCUACGUACGCUUGCACCUGUGCAGAGGAAACGAACGCUAAAAGCUAUCGAUCCACAAGUGAUCACUCUGCGAACGUUGGAUCAAGGCGAGACGAACACUGUCGAGAGGAUUUUCAUCGAGGGAGAACGUGAACAACAAGUCGAUUGUACUCAUAUUCAUCGUCGAACAACCACUACAGAAAGGUUUUAG
Molecule: messenger RNA, 822 nt
Organism: Anisakis simplex (herring worm)
Lineage: Eukaryota; Metazoa; Nematoda; Chromadorea; Rhabditida; Anisakidae
Source: the annotation of a GenBank genome assembly